Messenger RNA from Morone saxatilis (striped sea-bass), 484 nucleotides. RefSeq names its product transforming growth factor, beta 2 (gene tgfb2). NCBI's taxonomy places the organism in Eukaryota, Metazoa, Chordata, Actinopteri, Moronidae. The record is from RefSeq and is a predicted model, not a curated record. Gene Ontology annotation, biological process: transforming growth factor beta receptor signaling pathway; SMAD protein signal transduction; regulation of cell population proliferation. Gene Ontology annotation, cellular component: extracellular region. Gene Ontology annotation, molecular function: type II transforming growth factor beta receptor binding; growth factor activity; type III transforming growth factor beta receptor binding.
GCACUGUUCGACAAACUGACAGGCAUUUCCUUUGAAGAAUAUGAGGCCUUUAGUUUGCAUACUUUUAUAUAGGUGAUCAGAUUUUGUUUUGAAAUUUUAAUUAACACAUACUUGCAUGCAGCCUAUUGAUCACUCUGUUAUGUUUCCAGGUAUUGAUGACAGCUUCAUCCAUGGCGGUGACCUUAAGGUUUUUAAGAAGCGGCGGCACAGUGCUCGAGCCCCACACCUUCUCCUCAUGCUGCUGCCUUCAUACCGGCUGGAGUCCCAGUCCCAGUCCCCGCACAAGAACCAUCGAUCCAAGAGAGCCCUGGAUGCUGCCUACUGCUCUAGAAACGUUCAGGACAACUGCUGCUUACGCUCACUCUACAUCGAUUUUAAGAAGGACCUGGGCUGGAGGUGGAUCCAUGAGCCAAAGGGCUAUGAGGCCAACUUCUGUGCUGGGGCCUGUCCGUAUCUGUGGAGUGCUGACACACAGCAUUCCAAG